Cryptomeria japonica (Japanese cedar) is the source of this 1578-nucleotide messenger RNA. Its product is annotated as AAA-ATPase At4g25835-like. The transcript has 2 exons. Gene Ontology annotation, molecular function: ATP hydrolysis activity; ATP binding. Bases 1 to 1578 code for a protein of 525 amino acids. The record is from RefSeq and is a predicted model, not a curated record. NCBI's taxonomy places the organism in Eukaryota, Viridiplantae, Streptophyta, Pinopsida, Cupressales, Cupressaceae.
AUGCAUUCAAUAGUCUUGCAUCCUUCCCGUGCAAUUUCGACCAUUGAUCUGUGUAAGAAUAAUUCUAAACGAAUAAUGAUGAUUAGAGACGUAAUUUCCAAGAUCCCUCGGCGGCAACGAAUUUAUACUAUGAAAUCGACCUUCUUGUGUAGGAUUUAUACUAAUAGCUGCUCUUCUCACCCUUCAAGCGAUGGCCACCUGGUAAUUCUUGUUGCAGAGAUGGAGUCGGACAAGACGAUGUUGUGGUCGAUGAUGGGUCUCAUGUCCCUGCAAUCCAAAACGCUGCCCAACCUUCUCCACCAAAUUUACAAUCUCUGGAAGAAGUGUCAAGAAAAUUCAAGUGCAUACUCUAACAUAGAAAUCCCUGAGUUCGAAGAAGCCUCCAACAAAUCAUUCAAUGAAAUAUACCGUUCUGUGCGAAUGUAUGUGAGCAGCCUUGAUGCAACAGCAAAUGCCCCCGCAGUGUUCAUCACGCGACUCAUGCGGAAAAUGAAGCCGGUGUUUAGCCUGCCCUCUCAACACACUGUCAAUGACGACUUCCAGGGAGCCCGAGUGUGGUGGACACACGUUGUCAACACUAACAGCGAUGAAAACAAAGAGAGAAGAGUAACAGAUGGCGGAAGAACCGAAGGUUCCGAAAGAAAGUAUGUCUUGAAAAUUUCCAACAGGGACAAAGCUAGGGUUUUAUCAUCCUACAUCGAACACAUCUCAGAGUUUGCAGACAACCUGCAGAGGAGCAGCAAGGAGAGGAAGCUCUUCAGCAAUGUCGAGAGUAGAGAGGACCGUGGAAGCUGGAGCUCGGGAUGGAGCUCGGUGGCGUUCAAAAAUCCCUCCACUUUUGAAACUCUAGCCCUCGAGCCCUCGCUUAAACACAAGAUUAAGGAGGACCUUGACUGUUUUCUGCAGAGCAGAGAGUCUUAUCACAGGACGGGCCGCGCAUGGAAGCGAGGUUAUCUUCUGUACGGCCCUCCUGGUACUGGCAAGUCUAGCGUCAUCGCCGCCAUUGCCAAUUACAUGAACUACGAUGUUUAUGAUGUGGAGCUCACCAUGAUAGCCGACAAUUCCAAACUCCGUCAGCUCCUGCUCGCAACCUCAACCAAAUCUGUUAUCGUCAUUGAGGACAUCGACUGCGCUGCCGAUUUCAUGCCCACCAAGGAAAUGGGCAGGGGACCCUCUGAGUCUACCAUCACUCUUUCUGGCUUGCUUAAUUUUGCAGAUGGGCUUUGGUCCAGCUGCAGCGAAGAGAGGAUCAUGAUUUUUACGACCAAUCACAAGGACCGACUCGAUUCUGAGCUGCUCAGAAGUGGUCGAAUGGAUAUGCAUAUACAUCUGUCUUACUGUGAGUUUGAGGCCUUUAAACAAUUGGUUUAUAAUUACUUGGGUCUGGGGGAUCACUUGCUAUUUCCGUCUGUAGAAGAGAAGAUGAAAUCCGCAGGGCGCCUGACUCCUGCAGACAUCUGUGAAAUUCUGAUUCAGAAUAAAACUGAUCCUGAUUCUGCAAUUAAAGCUGUUAUUGAUGCUCUCGAUGCAGGAAUUUGCAGUACAAGUAAGAGUCUAACUGACUCUUCUGAAGAUUAA